AUGGCCGGCGCUACUGCUAUCAAGCCCAUCACGGGCAUGCUACGACGCAACCUCGUUCUCGACAUUGGCAUCGCGCUUGGUCUCGGUUUCGCCAUGGCCAACGUCUACUGGUACGGCUUCCACAUGCCGCGUACGAACGCCCGUGACAACUACUACGCCAAGCUCGAGCAGCAGAAGGCCGAGGCCCGCAAGGCAUGA
Messenger RNA from Colletotrichum orchidophilum, 198 nucleotides. Its product is annotated as cytochrome c oxidase subunit COX9. The transcript is spliced from 4 exons. NCBI's taxonomy places the organism in Eukaryota, Fungi, Ascomycota, Sordariomycetes, Glomerellales, Glomerellaceae. Gene Ontology annotation, biological process: mitochondrial electron transport, cytochrome c to oxygen. The coding region runs from base 1 to 198 and encodes 65 amino acids. The record is from RefSeq and is a predicted model, not a curated record.